Messenger RNA from Aplysia californica (California sea hare), 2201 nucleotides. Its product is annotated as glyoxylate reductase/hydroxypyruvate reductase. Lineage: Eukaryota; Metazoa; Mollusca; Gastropoda; Aplysiida; Aplysiidae. Gene Ontology annotation, molecular function: glyoxylate reductase (NADPH) activity; hydroxypyruvate reductase (NADH) activity; hydroxypyruvate reductase [NAD(P)H] activity. Gene Ontology annotation, cellular component: cytosol. The coding region runs from base 116 to 1090 and encodes 324 amino acids. The record is from RefSeq and is a predicted model, not a curated record. The transcript is spliced from 3 exons.
CUUACCCUCUGACCCUGGCCUUCUGCUGUGCAAAGCUGAACAACACUUCGUUCUUGACUCUGAGUCUUUAGCCUAGGUUACAUCUUUCUUUAUCAAUCUUGCUGUCCUUGCUGCAAUGUUGUCUCAGAUAAGGGCCCGGGUAUUUGUAAGUCGAAGAAUUCCCCCCAAAGCGCUGCAAAUGCUACAGGCGGGAUGUGAUGUAAACUGCUGGGAUUCUGAUGAGCCACCGUCAAGAAAAGGUUACUUAGAUUCGGUUCGAGGAAUUGAUGCUUUGUUUUGUUUACUAACAGACAAGAUUGAUGCCGAGCUCCUAGAUGCUGCAGGACCUGGACUGAAAGUAGUCUCGACAAUGUCUGUUGGACAUGACCAUAUUGACUUACAAGAAUGUAAGGCAAGAAAAAUAACUGUUGGGUAUACUCCUGGCAUUCUCACUAGUGCUACUGCAGAGCUGACUGUAGCUUUACUUCUUGCCACUUCGAGACGUCUUAAAGAAGGAAUGAGAGCUGUCGUGAAUGGAGAAUGGGGCACCUGGAAGCCGACUUGGCUGUGUGGCUCUGGCCUGGACGGAUCAACUGUUGGUAUUGUGGGGUUGGGCAGAAUUGGCAUUGCAGUUGCUCAGUGCCUGAAACCAUUCGGUGUGGCACAGUUUUUGUACUCUGGACGGUCAGAAAAGCCGGAAGCGGAAAGUAUUAAAGCAAAAUUUGUGCCCUUUGAUGAUCUGCUUCAGACUUCGGAUUUCGUGAUCGCAUGUUGUGCCCUCACACAGGAUACUGCUGGGCUAUUCAACAAGGAUGCUUUUUCAAAAAUGAAAAAAUCUGCUAUAUUUGUCAACAGCAGUCGUGGUGGUGUUGUAAACCAGGAAGACCUGCUUCAUGCAUUAACUAGUGGUGAGAUAGCCGGUGCAGGCUUGGAUGUUACUUCACCAGAACCUUUACCCACAGAUAACCCCUUGUUGAAACUUGAUAACUGUGUUGUUCUCCCUCACAUAGGCAGUGCCACAUACAGCACCCGAGAAGCAAUGGCAGUGCUGGCAGCUGAGAAUUUGUUAGCAGGUGUGAGGGGAGAACCCAUGCCAUGUCAGUUGGACUGAAUAACAUGUGACAUAAAAUUUUAGUAAUGCAAAUGUUUGCACUCAUAGUAUUCCAUCUCUUUGGUGUAACUCAGAACUUUUUAAAUGGGAUUUUCUUUUUACUAAGAUAAUACUACUUCUUAUAUUUGAGAAAGAUAUAAAAAGCGUUAUUGUAAUGAAUAUGAAAGAGGCUACAAUAACUUUGUGUUUUGCAUAACUUACUUUACAUAAAAAGUGUAAUGGACAUGACAUUAUCAAUAGUACACAUGUAAUUUAAUUGAUAUUGUGCUCAUGACUACAGCAAUACAAAUUCCAUGACUUCUACAUCAUCAUAUCUACAUUUAUACUUGAAAAUGAAACUAGAUUAUGUACAUUAUUACGUCAGCAGUUUUGAGUAUUCAUGACUUCAGCAGUAUAAAUUAGUCUGUUUGUGACUUCGAGGAUGUAACAUUCAUUGUUAUAUUAAUAUUACAUACUUAACUUUUGACAGGACAGUUCACAUGACAACUUCAACAAUAAUUGUGAUAUAAUAUAUAAAUUUCAGACAAUGUCAUACUCUUUUCUUAAACAUGACUUCAACAACAAAAUAUUGGUGACUUUGAUAGUGUCUUGAAUUUAUGUGUCAUUUUUCAGGAGUAUAGCGAUCAUGACUUUAAGGAUAUAAAUAUUUUAUGCUUUUACAGUUCUUAACUCGUAACUUCAAACAAUGUUGUAGACUCCAAUUUUUUUUACUUUAAUUCUUUGAGCCCUGGUCUUGUGAGCCAAUUGGAGUCUUGCACCUGAGGUCCAUUUGGUCGACUGUUUAAUUCCGUAGCUCUGCACUCCUCAGACAUACAUUUGUUGCAUAGAUGGGAACAGUAGGAAUGUCUUCCACUUCCAGCCCUUUGUUGAGAUCUGUAUCAAACUCCCUCACUUUGACUUUGAUGACCUAACACACAUUGUUCGAAGCAGUAGCUGGUCUUCCCAAAGAAAGUUUGGUUGAAGGCAUGAGGGGAGAACUCAUUUCAUGUCUGUUGAACUUGGAGUGUGUUAUGUAGACUCCAAGAAUUACAGUGGGUGUCGCAUUCAACGAGGUUACCAGGACUGGCUUGUUGUCCUCGUUGGAUUCUACCUCUCGUUGAACGUGACAAAA